CAGUGACAUUCUAGCAACAAACCCAUACCAAAAUAUAACACUUCUUAGUCUCAUAUACUUCUUUAUAUAACCUAAUCUUUGCAUUCUUCCAACUUGUGUCUUUCACUCUUGUUUAUAAGUAUUUUUAGAUAUAUCUACACCUUAAAACAAAAUAUAGAAGCUUCUUAUUCAAAGCGAGAGAGGAUGAUGGGGACUGUGGUUUUGAAGGGGUUGGUAUUGGUGAUUCUAGGUUGCUUAUUGCCUGCUGUUUUGGUCCAGUGUCGCAUUCGUCACUACAAGUUCAAUGUGGUGUUGAAGAAUCACACAAGAUUGUGUUCAACAAAAGAAAUAGUAACAGUGAAUGGGAAAUAUCCAGGUCCAACCCUUGUAGCAAGGGAAGAUGAUACAGUCCUUGUUAAAGUGGUUAAUCAUGUCAAAUACAAUCUCACUAUUCAUUGGCAUGGUAUUCGUCAAAUAAGAACAGGAUGGUCAGAUGGGCCAUCUUACAUAACACAAUGUCCAAUUCAACCUGGGCAAACCUAUACUUACAAUUUUACAUUAACGGGUCAAAGAGGAACCCUUUGGUAUCAUGCUCACAUCCUAUGGCUUAGGGCAACUGUCCAUGGGGCAAUUGUCAUCUUGCCUAAACUUGGUGUUCCUUAUCCGUUUCCAAAACCGCACAAGGAAGCAGUUGUUGUAUUAGGUGAAUGGUGGAAAUCAGAUGUUGAAGCUGUGAUUAAUGAAGCUCUAAAAUCUGGCUUGGCACCUAAUGUCUCUGAUGCUCACACAAUCAAUGGAUUUCCAGGGCCUGUUAAAAAUUGUAACUCACAAGAAUUAUUCAACUUAAGUGUAAGGCCAGGAAAAAAAUACAUGCUUCGUAUUGUCAAUGCUGCACUUAAUGAAGAACUUUUCUUUAAAAUUGCUGGACACCAACUUACAGUUGUUGAAGUGGAUGCUACCUACGUAAAACCCUUUAAAACUGAUACAAUUGUAAUAUCACCGGGUCAAACCACCAAUGUAAUCCUUGAAACUAAUAAGUUUGCAGGCAAGUACUUGGUGGUAGUUUCGCCCUUUAUGGAUGCACCUAUUGCGGUGGAUAAUGCUACCGGUUUGGCUACUCUCCACUAUGCAACAUCUAAUAGAUCGACUACUCUAGCAACCACCCUUACCGCACCCCCACCCAUCAAUGCUACUCAAAUAUCUGAUAGCUUUACCAAAUCUCUCAAAGCUCUUAACUCUAACAAAUUUCCUGCUCUAGUCCCUCAAACAGUUGAUCAUUCAUUGUUUUUUACUGUUGGUUUAGGAGUUAAUCCUUGCUCAACUUGUGUGAAUGGGUCUAGAGUUGUGGCCGCGAUCAAUAAUGUUACAUUUGUUAUGCCAACCAUUUCUCUUCUACAAGCACAUUACUUUAAUAUUAAGGGUGUUUUUACUGCUGAUUUCCCUGCAAAUCCCCCUACACCAUUUAAUUAUACUGGAAAUCAAGUUACAAAUGUAGCUACCACAACUGGGACUAGAGUAUACAAACUUCCUUACAAUGCAACUGUUCAAUUAAUCUUACAAGAUACCGCGAUGUUAACACCAGAAAAUCAUCCGUUCCAUUUACAUGGAUUCAAUUUCUUUGUUGUUGGUAGAGGUGUAGGAAACUACAAUCCAAAUACUGAUCCGAAGAAAUUUAAUCUCGUUGAUCCCGUUGAAAGAAAUACAAUUGGAGUACCAUCUGGUGGAUGGACUGCCAUCAGAUUUAGAGCUGAUAAUCCAGGAGUUUGGUUCUUGCAUUGUCAUUUGGAGAUUCACACAACAUGGGGAUUAAAAAUGGCAUUCUUGGUAGAUAAUGGCAAGGGACCAAAUCAAUCUAUUAUACCACCUCCUACUGAUUUUCCCAAAUGUUGAUAAACGACACGAUAUAUUCAUAUUUGUCAUAGUUUGCAAUUUUUCUGCUCUUAAGGGAACCAAGAUAAACACACCAAAGAGGGGAAAUUUACAUUGAAAUUGAAAAUUUCUAUAGUGGUUUCGAAAAAGAGUGUCAUAAGAGAGGUGUUUUUUCAAUCAAGAAGCUCAAGAAAACAGUUCUGUUACUAAACCAAAUCUACUUUGGUUUCCAACAUUAUGUAAUAUUCAAAAUUUAAAACUAUUAAUGAUUUCAUUCUUUA
Messenger RNA from Amaranthus tricolor (Joseph's coat), 2129 nucleotides. Its product is annotated as laccase-4-like. Gene Ontology annotation, molecular function: copper ion binding; hydroquinone:oxygen oxidoreductase activity. The record is from RefSeq and is a predicted model, not a curated record. Bases 184 to 1869 code for a protein of 561 amino acids. Gene Ontology annotation, cellular component: apoplast. Gene Ontology annotation, biological process: lignin catabolic process. NCBI's taxonomy places the organism in Eukaryota, Viridiplantae, Streptophyta, Magnoliopsida, Caryophyllales, Amaranthaceae. The transcript is spliced from 6 exons.